AGCUGGUAUUGCGGAUUGCGGAUUGCGAUAUCAUAACAAACAAGAUGGCGGCGUACAUAAGAAAGUGUUGUGCAACGAGACUCGCGGUGGGAAGUGUUCUGAGAGGCUACAGGUUGCAUCAAAUUUGCUGGAGCAGUCCAUUAGCAAAACAGUUCUCAGCAAGUACAAGUACCGAAGCAGAAGCUACAGAAGACACUAUCAACAUCACCGACAGUUGUGUGAAGCAACUCUCCAGGAUUAAUGAGGGCGACAAGCAUCUGAGGGUUUUAGUGGAGGGAGGCGGCUGCUCGGGGUUUCAGUGCAAAUUUCAACUGGACUCGCAACAAAACAUCACUGAAGAAGACAGGGUGUUUGAGCGAGACGGUGUGAAGGUGAUAGUGGACGAGGUAUCUCUGGGUUACAUCAAGGGUGCAACGGUGGACUUCCACCAGGAGUUAAUUCGCUCCGCCUUCAGGAUCACCAAUAUCCCCAUGUCUGAGAACGGCUGCUCAUGUGGUGUCUCUUUCUCCCUCAAGUUAUAAUGGAAGAUGUGUUGAUAGCUAAAAUGAGGCAAACAUUUUCAUGGCCCCCAGCUCUUCCUGUAUGAAGACCCUGGAAUCCAGCAAAAUCGGAAUGAUCUCAUCUUCAUUGUGUUGCAUGUUGAAAACACUGAAUGAUACUCCAGAAAAAUGUGCUGGCCAGUUUUGAUUUUGGGUAAUGUGUCUGUAUCAGAUUCAAUUUUAACUUUUUA
Messenger RNA from Patiria miniata (bat star), 730 nucleotides. Its product is annotated as iron-sulfur cluster assembly 2 homolog, mitochondrial-like. Gene Ontology annotation, molecular function: iron ion binding; 4 iron, 4 sulfur cluster binding; 2 iron, 2 sulfur cluster binding. The coding region runs from base 45 to 521 and encodes 158 amino acids. Gene Ontology annotation, biological process: iron-sulfur cluster assembly. NCBI's taxonomy places the organism in Eukaryota, Metazoa, Echinodermata, Asteroidea, Valvatida, Asterinidae. The record is from RefSeq and is a predicted model, not a curated record. Gene Ontology annotation, cellular component: mitochondrion. The transcript is spliced from 5 exons.